Messenger RNA from Glossina fuscipes, 784 nucleotides. Its product is annotated as pupal cuticle protein Edg-84A-like. The transcript has 2 exons. NCBI's taxonomy places the organism in Eukaryota, Metazoa, Arthropoda, Insecta, Diptera, Glossinidae. The coding region runs from base 77 to 784 and encodes 235 amino acids. Gene Ontology annotation, cellular component: extracellular matrix. The record is from RefSeq and is a predicted model, not a curated record.
UUGUAUUAUUAAGAGAUAUUUCAUAAAGUUAAGAAAAACCAUUUAAAUAACUUUAGCAAGCUUCCAAUAAUAUAAAAUGGAUUUUAAAGUUAUAGCUUUAAUUGCUUGUUUUGCUUUAGUUAAUGGCGCCGUUUUGCCUGAAAGCGCAAUAAAUGAGCAAUUGGAACACUACGAUUCUCAUCCUAGUUAUAAGUUCUCUUACAAUGUUCAGGAUGAAUUAACUGGCGAUUUUAAAUCUCAAACAGAGAUUCGUGACGGCGAUCUAGUUCAAGGGGAAUACUCGCUUAGGGAGGCGGAUGGCUCUGUACGUACCGUAGAAUAUACAGCCGAUGCAGAAAACGGAUUUAAAGCUCACGUAAUACGUGGCCCAGCCGAGAUAUACAACAACAAGCAAACUCUUGCGAAAAUGGCAGCAAUUGAAUUUCCUGCAGCUACUUCACCAUCUACCGCUUUACCGCUUUUACAGUCAUCCACUACUCCGAUUACAGUUCAAUCGCCCGUAAAAGAUAAAUAUGCUGUCAAAACAUAUGUACAACCGGCUGCUUACAUUCGCACCUACACAUCGCCUACUCUGGUACAUCAUCAGCCAAGUGUAAUUCAUGCACCGCCAGCUACUGUUCAUUUGACUCCCACUACGCAUUUUGUGCAUACUGCGCCAGCUGCUACUACUUUGCUAAAGACAGCCGCAGCAGCACCCGCCGUGAUCACGCAUCAUACUCCGACUGUUGUAAAGACAACUUCAAUUACCUCACCGCAUCAUGUCUCUUAUGUUCAUUAUCAUUAA